AUGGACGAUCAUAUCUCUGUUCAUGGUCGCAUUAAAGCUUAUAAGUUUGUUGCCUACAUAGCAAUUCUAUUCUCGUUCGUUUCUAUUUUAUCCAUUUCAACAGCAUUACCGAUUGUAUACAAUUAUGUUCGUCACGUUCGACAGCAAAUGAAGAAUGAUAUCGCUUUUUGCAAGGCUACGGCACAAGACACCGAUGGUGAAAUUGUAUCGCUAGAAAAGCUCCCUCUGUCUCCUCGUAACAGAACAUCACGUCAAAUCAAAAACCAAUGUGAAGGAUGUUGUUUAGUGGGGCCUCGAGGUCCUAAAGGACCACCUGGAAGAAGUGGUAAGCCUGGAAAGCCUGGAGCACCAGGGCUACCUGGUAAUCCAGGACGACCUCCAAGCCAACCAUGUGAACCAAUUACUCCACCGCCAUGCAAACCAUGCCCACCAGGGCCACCAGGUCCUCCAGGCCCUCAAGGGCCGCAAGGAGACGAAGGAGAGGAAGGUGCUGCGGGCUAUCCUGGACCAGAUGGAAUUCAGGGAUUAAGGGGAGCAAAGGGACCGCCCGGCCCACCAGGCCUGACUGGACCACGAGGGCUACCAGGCCGUCCAGGCCGAGAUGCACCUAAUGAACCAGUGUUACGAGGGGAGCCCGGAGAACCAGGUUAUGAAAUAGCUCAAAGUUAUAAAGGUCCACGAGGUCCACGUGGACGUCAAGGACGAAAUGGAAUUAAUGGGAAACCAGGACCUCGAGGGCCAGCUGGCGCAAAGGGCCGAGAUGGUAAAUGCGGAAGAGACGGAAAAGCGGGUCCAAGAGGACCGCCGGGACCUCCGGGCCGACGUGGUGAACGCGGUGUAUGUCCGAAAUACUGCGCUAUCGAUGGCGGCGUUUUCUUUGAGGAUGGAGCACGUCGCUAA
This is a messenger RNA of Anisakis simplex (herring worm), 900 nucleotides long. The record is from the annotation of a GenBank genome assembly. Lineage: Eukaryota; Metazoa; Nematoda; Chromadorea; Rhabditida; Anisakidae.